AUUUCGGAUAAACUUUAGAGUUUAGGUGAAUAAUGCGAUUCAUAAAUAAAUCUAAUAAUAACAACAUAAAACAAAUGUGGUUUUUAUUUUUAUUAGAGAAUCAUACUAAUAAUUCAACGAUAGUCUUAUUUGGGUGAUAGGAAAUAGUCUCCCUUAAUUUGAAGAGAUAGGAAAAAUCCGUGGAUAAGAAUGGAUGGUGGUUUGAACCCUAGUGCUCAUGAAUCCGAAUUCAAACCACUCCAUUUUUAUUAAUAUUUAACGGUAUGGAUUCACUCUUCAGUAACCUAAGAAGCAUCCUUUGCUCUCUAGUGACACCGUAAUGUUUUACAUAAAACUAACUUUGACAUUUGGCUUCGAAUUCUUGUGGAUACCCCCAUGGAAUGGAAUUCAGUAAUGAAAACGCUCUUCUUUUUCCCUCUUCCCUUCUAACCCAUCCCCUACUUCUGGCCCAAAGACCAACCAUUAACAGGUUGUUCAGUUUGGUUUGGCUCUGAAAAACAUAUUCCAAGGUAGACUUGGGUGGCCGCAAUAUCUGAAUUUUCGUUUCAUAAAUCCAUUCACACCAGCGUCCCAAUAAGGCUUGGUUAUGUCUGGACCAUUUUCCUGAACGUUUCAAACAAGCUGCAAAUAAUGCUUGAUAUCAGAAAUAGUACUCGGGUUUGUCUGCACGCGAGUCAAACGCGGAGCAAUUAAAACGACACUUGCCCUUCUAAUGCAAUCCAAGUGUCGAACCCCACAUUCCUGGUCUUCCAAUCCUUCUUAGUCAAGCCUUUUUGGGUGCACAUUCUGUGGUCAGUUAUCGUUAUUGAAGCACCAAGGAAAUAAAUAGUAAUACUAUAUGAAAACGCUCAAGUGAGAGAAGUUGGGUCAUCUUCAAAUGGCUGAUGUCAUGCCCUUGUUGAUUUUGCUGCUUCUCUCGCAAUUCUUGAUUCUUCACUCAGCUGAACCUUGCCCAGUUAGCUUCCAGUGCGGAAAUCUUCUUGGUGACUUAAAAUUCCCAUACACUGAAGAGAGUCGCCCGGCGUGCGGGUUGUUUGUAGUUAAGGAUUGCAAUGGAACCAAUCCGAGUGUGCAGCUAGACCGGGUAGGACAAUGGUAUCGAAUUCAUAAAAUCUCCCAAGCCGACACCCUUACCAUUUACGACGAAAGCCUUGUUCAGCAACUGAGGAACAGGGAUUGUAGUCGUCUGUCCAUGAAGAAUUUUUUACCCCAUCUUCCGUAUGUCACUUUCGGCCCAAUUGCCUUGUGUACAUGCAAAACCGCUUUGAAUGCUAGUUUUCUAGAACAAGUGCAACUCAACCACACUGCCUGCAACAAUUAUACCAUAUACUAUCCUCCACCCGAGACAUGCAAAACUCAUAGAUUAUCAAGGCUUUGUCCUUGCUCCACUGUUCGGCUCCCUCUUACCAAUACUCCACCGAAAAACGGUACUCACUCGUUUAUUUUAUUAACUCCCUAUGUAUCUAUAAAAGUUAACGUAUCUAAGCCUUGUAAGGAGUGUCAUUGGGGUGGCGGUACCUGUCUAGGUAGGAACCGGAGGUUUUACUGUACCAAUGAUAUAUCCAAUUGGAAUGGCGAUACAUGUCUGGGUAGGAACCGGAGGCUUUACUGUACCAAAGGAACAAACACAUUGGGACUGAAGCUGGGACUAGGAAUUGGAGGCUCAGUCACAGUAAUGAUACUGAUAUUUUGCAUCUUUGUGGUCCGGCGUCGACCUGCCUCUUCAAACUUUCUCAGAGGAAAAUCUCCAUCCCAUCUCUCUUCAACAUCGGACCUUGAAAACAACGCUACUGUCUGCUUUGGACUUCCCAUCUUCUCCUAUACUGAACUUGUGGAAGCCACCAAUAAUUUUGACGAUGACAAAGUCCUCGGUGAUGGUGGCUUUGGGACUGUCUAUUUUGGGAAACUCCGAGAUGGGCGAGAAGUUGCAAUCAAGCGACUCUACCAACACAACUACAGACGCCACGAACAGUUCAUGAACGAAGUCAAAAUCUUGACCCGCUUGCGCCACAAAAAUCUGGUCUCUCUCUAUGGUUGCACUUCGCGCCGUAGCCGCGAACUUAUCCUUGUUUAUGAGUUUGUUCCUAAUGGCACCGUUGCCGAUCAUCUCCAUGGUGAUCAUGCACAGUCCGGUUUGCCUGCAUGGCCUGUUCGAAUGAGCAUCGCAAUAGAAACCGCAACUGCAUUAGCUUAUCUCCAUGCCUCUGAUAUCAUACACCGUGAUGUUAAGACUAACAACAUUCUCCUAGAUGAAAAUUUUUCUGUCAAAGUAGCAGAUUUCGGGCUUUCUCGUUUGUUCCCCAAUGAUGUCACCCAUAUCUCCACUGCUCCACAAGGGACCCCUGGCUACGUUGACCCGGAAUAUCACCAAUGUUACCAGCUUACUGAAAAAAGCGAUGUUUAUAGCUUUGGGGUCGUUCUCAUUGAACUCAUAUCAUCAAUGCCUGCUGUUGAUAUCAACAGGCAUAGGCAUGAAAUCAAUUUGGCAAAUUUAGCAAUUAGCAAGAUUCAAAAGUGUGCAUUUGAUGAGUUGAUUGACCCUAAUCUUGGGUACAAAUCAUGUGAACAAGUUGCAAGGAUGACGACUUUGGUUGCAGAGUUGGCUUUUCGAUGUUUGCAGCAAGAGAAAGAACUGCGGCCUUCGAUGGAAGAGGUUUUGGAGGAACUACAGAGAAUAAAAAGUGAAGCUUACGAGUCGGAGAAUGUGCAACAGGAGGAACACUCUGAUAGUGAGGUGCCGAUGAGUGUAGGGCAGCCUCCUUCGCCGCCAAUCGGUGAUCAGAUUGUAUUAUUGAAAAAUAUCCAGCUGCCACCUUCUCCAGUUUCUGUGGCAGAUAAAUGGAUUAGCCAGAGAACUACACCUAAUUCCAGUGAAUGAAUGUUUUUCUUUACUAUGCUGCUUAUAUUCAACUGUCAUUGCCGUAUUAUAGAGGAAAUGUAAAUAGUGAAGGGAGUAGUCAAUAUUAUAUUUUUGAACAAUGUUCAUAUUCUGCAGAUCCUAUUUCAGGCUUUCCUGCUUUCUGCACCUCAUCUUUCUUAAUUAUAGAUGAAUAAAUGACCUGAAGAAUUUUCAGAUACGAAAUAAAAA
Molecule: messenger RNA, 3088 nt
Organism: Gossypium arboreum
Lineage: Eukaryota; Viridiplantae; Streptophyta; Magnoliopsida; Malvales; Malvaceae
Product: LEAF RUST 10 DISEASE-RESISTANCE LOCUS RECEPTOR-LIKE PROTEIN KINASE-like 1.1
Exons: 4
Coding region: 878-2878 (666 amino acids)
Biological process (GO): protein phosphorylation
Molecular function (GO): ATP binding; protein kinase activity
Source: RefSeq, a predicted model, not a curated record